AUGUGGGGAGGCCCAGAAGUCCUGAGAACAGAAGCAGAGGCGGAGGACCUCGUGGAGAUCAUGGAAGACUACAACCUCACAAGCACUCUGGCACCAGGCACUAUCACGUAUGAAGAAGGCGAGAGGCAGGCCACCAUCGAUCUCUGCCUGGUCACUCUUGGCCUGGCAUAUCGAGUUAUCAGGAGCCAGUCGUCACGGGUCUUCGACGUAUCAGUCAAGCAGCUAAAUAGAGAGCCCAGCAGAAAUUGGAAACCCAUGGACGAGAAGAGAUUCAAGUCCUGUGGUGCUGGGGAACCUGCCGCCGAUGCGAAGACCAAGGACACAAAGCGCACUUGGUCGAUACGCGGGGGAGAUAGUUGCAGCAUUACGAAAUGCAAUACAAACGGCAGUGCCCCAAAGGACAUGGUCCCCUAA
Messenger RNA from Metarhizium robertsii ARSEF 23, 414 nucleotides. RefSeq lists its product as uncharacterized. Lineage: Eukaryota; Fungi; Ascomycota; Sordariomycetes; Hypocreales; Clavicipitaceae. The transcript has 2 exons. The record is from RefSeq and is a predicted model, not a curated record. Bases 1 to 414 code for a protein of 137 amino acids.